Molecule: messenger RNA, 2121 nt
Organism: Dromiciops gliroides (monito del monte)
Lineage: Eukaryota; Metazoa; Chordata; Mammalia; Microbiotheria; Microbiotheriidae
Product: zinc finger protein 2-like
Exons: 6
Coding region: 436-1752 (438 amino acids)
Biological process (GO): negative regulation of transcription by RNA polymerase II
Molecular function (GO): DNA-binding transcription repressor activity, RNA polymerase II-specific
Source: RefSeq, a predicted model, not a curated record
UCCAAGACUACAUUUCCCAGAGGAACUAGAGUCCCUGGCACGGGGACUUGGACUCAAUUUCCCAGAAGACGUUUCGACAUCGAGUAGUUUAAUGCUCUUACAGCCUUUAGGAACCUGAUGAGACUGCCGGGAAAUGAGUCCGCGCGGAGCAUUAGAGUGUGCGCAGGCGUGGUUGGACUUGGGAUUUAGAGAUCGGGACUUUUGUGGAGCGGCAUAGGUGGACGGUGGUAAAGAGUGAUGCAGUAGAAGGAGGUUGUCUCUCUGCCAGGAAUACAGAUGGGUGGCCUCUCCUCGCUUACCAAAAAAAGUUCCCAUUGGAGAAUCCGCGCCUUUGCUGUCCCUCAGAUGCUUUAAGUCCUUUGUCUGUGGGAGAAUCUGGAGUUCAAGGAAAAGACUACAUUCAAGAUAAGGAAUCCAACCUAGAAGUCCCAUUCAAUGGACCUUCAGGUCAUUUCAGUCCAAGAGGGACUAGCAGACACUGAACCCACUCCAGGAACUUGGCAGUCCAAGGUUGAGUCCAGAGUUCUGCACAGAGAAAGUCCGGUUCAUUUCCAUACUACUGUAAUUCCUUCCUGUUCUCCCCAGGAAGUUGGUUGGGCACACAACAACCAGAGAGCUGUAAGAAAGCAGCAACCAUGGUGGAGAAUUUGCUCCAAAGGUUUGGGGACAGAGCCCAGUAUUCUCAGGACUCUGCCUUCAAGGAGGGAAUACAGAAAGGAGGGGACAGCAGCUGUAUGCCUGACAUUCAGAUACAAGGAAUCAGUAACAUUCAAGGAUGUUGCUGUGAAUUUUACCCAGGAGGAGUGGGAGCAACUGAACCCUUUUCAGAGAGACCUUUACAGGGAUGUGAUGCUGGAGAACUAUGGGAAUCUCGUUUCACUGGGUCUUUCCAUUUCCAAACCUCAUGUGAUCUUCCUGUUGGAGCAAGGGAAAGAGCCAUGGAUACAUAAGCUACAGAGAACUGGAGAGAGAUGUGUGCCAAAAAUUAUUUCUCCAGAUUGGGAGAGUAGGCUUGAAAUUCAGGAAUCAAUUCCAACAUUUGGAGUAGUCCAUGUACUUCAUAAUCAGUUGGAGAAGAGGGAGAACUCUGAAGAAGAGACAUGGGAGAAAUCUCUUUCCCCUGAGAAAGAUUUCAAACAAGUGUCAAUUAUCUCCCAACAAAAUCCUACUCAGGAAAGAGGCUGUGAAUGUAAUGAAUGUGGAAAAACCUUCAUUGAUGACUCAUCUCUUAUUCAACAUCAGAUAAUUCACACUGCAGAAAAGUCCUAUAAUUGUCAAAAAGUCUCUGAUUGUUCUUCUGCUACAGUACAUCAGACAAUUCAUAAUGGGGAAGCUCCCUAUGAAUGUUAUGAAUGUGGGAAAGUCUUUAGGUGGAAAUGCAAUCUUACUCGACACCAGCUAAUACAUACUGGAGAGAAGGCUUAUGAAUGUAAUGAAUGUGGGAAAGCCUUCUUUGACAGAUCAGCCCUUACUCAACAUCAAAGAAUUCAUAGAGAGAAACGUUAUAAAUGUAGUGAAUGUGGAAAAGCGUUGUCUAAACAAUCAUCCCUUAUUGAACAUGAAAGAACUCAUACUGGAGAGAAACCCUAUGAAUGUGAUGAAUGUGGAAAAGCCUUCACUCUGAAACGUAAUCUUACUAGACAUCUGUUAAUUCAUGCUGAAGAGAAACCUUUCAUUUGCACUUCAUGUGGGAAAGAUUACAGUAGUAAGUCAUCUCUCAUUCAACAUCAACGACGUUCUCUCAAAUAUUAACCUGGGUAAUAUAAUAAGUUCAGAGAAUACUUCGUUGACAUUUCUCAUUUUGUUAAUACCUAAUAAUUAAGGUGGGGAUAUAAAGCACCAGCCCUGGCUUUAGGAGGACCUGAGUUCAAAUCUGGCCUCAGAUACUUGACACUUACUAGCUGUGUGACCCUAGGCAAGUCACUUAACCCUUAUUGCCCUGCAAAAAAAAAAAUCAAGGUGGAAAAAGAAAUAAUGUUUUAAAAUUGUUCUUAGCUUAAAUGUUUUUACAAAUGUUUCUCCUUUAGGUUAUUUUUACUAUUGUUAAUAAUAAUGGCUAGCAUUUUGUAACACUUUAAGGUUUACAAAACACUUUACAACCAUCUCAUUUUAUGCUCACAG